AUGCAUGCUGUAUGUGUUGCGCGAUUGAAUGCUAAUCGCUGCAUCAUACCUGCUUCUAGAUUAUUAAUCCAAUGCCACCGUAACGUUGACAUUAAAAACCACCGUUUCUAUUCCAUGGGGAAUAAAGAAGAUAGCCCAAAUAAUCAACCACCUAGUAAACCGUCUCAAAGUACUGGAACUAUUGUUAAAGCAACAAACACAACCAAUAAACCCUCUUUAUGGUCUCGUGUGAAACAUGAAGCUCGACACUAUUGGGAUGGGACCAAGUUAUUGGGCUUAGAGAUUAAAAUAUCUGUGAAGUUGGCCCUUAAGAUGUCAGCAGGAUAUGAAUUAUCUAGAAGAGAAUUACUUCAGUUGAAGAGAACCACCAGAGAUGUUAUUCGUCUAGUCCCAUUUAGUGCGUUUGUGAUAAUUCCAUUUGCUGAAUUACUAUUACCAAUUGCUCUAAAGUUGUUCCCAAACUUAUUACCUUCGACGUACGAAUCUAAAACAGCCAAGCAGACAAAGUUGGAAAAUUUGAGGAAAACAAGGGCUGUCAUGUCUGAGAUUAUCAAGGAGAAGAAGUCUCACUUCAAGCCCCGUAAUAUUACAGACGAACAAAAGAUGGUUUUCAAUCGCUUCUAUAAGCAUGUAAGGGAAGCUGGUGAACCUGAAUCUCGUGAACAAUUGAUUAAAGUUGCUCGUCUUUUUACCGAUGACACUGUGUUAGAUAAUUUGACCCGUCCACAUUUAGUGGCCAUUUCCAAAUACAUCAACCUACAGCCCUUUGGCACCGAUGUUAUGCUCCGUUAUCGUAUUCGUUAUAAAAUGUUGGAAUUGAAGAAGGAUGAUUUUGCACUAUACUAUGAAGGUAUAAACUCUUUGGAUUCGAAUGAAUUGCGCACUGCUUGUGCUUCUAGAGGUAUUAGAAGUGUUAAUGUAGAUGAAUCGGUUUUACGUGAAAAUUUAGAUAUCUGGUUGAAGUUGAGGUUGAAGGAUAAAAUUCCUUCCACUUUGUUACUUAUGGCCACUGCUUACACUUAUGGUGACAUUGGGUCCAGAAAAUCUCUAUACGAUGCCCUUUGUGACGUUUUGAGCGGCAUCCCUGAUGAAUUAUACCACGAAGUGAAGGUGAAUGUCGUCGAAGAAGACAAAGCCACCAGCAAGUCUAAGAUGGUGCAAUUGAGAGAGCAGGAGGAGAUAAUGAAAGAAGAAGAACAACAAGAAAGAGAUGCUGUUGUCAAGGUUAGAGAUCAAUUGAGCUUAGAUGAUGUUGAUAAUCAAGCUGAUGACAUGACAUUGAAAACUGCAAAUUCCACUCAUGAAGAAGACCAUUCUUCCGAUGCGAAGACUUCAGAGUCGAACAAGCCUUAA
Eremothecium cymbalariae DBVPG#7215 is the source of this 1353-nucleotide messenger RNA. It is a transcript of the gene YLH47, whose product is annotated as Ylh47p. Bases 1 to 1353 code for a protein of 450 amino acids. The transcript has a single exon. The record is from RefSeq and is a predicted model, not a curated record. Gene Ontology annotation, cellular component: mitochondrial inner membrane. Gene Ontology annotation, biological process: intracellular monoatomic cation homeostasis. Gene Ontology annotation, molecular function: ribosome binding. Lineage: Eukaryota; Fungi; Ascomycota; Saccharomycetes; Saccharomycetales; Saccharomycetaceae.